AGCCUUCCAGUGAGUGGCCGGCGCCCGCUCUUGCAAGAGAGCUGACAGCGAGGUAAAGGCUUUCUCUCCCAAGGAAACAUUCGAAAUCACUCCUGAUGGAUAAAAAUUUUAAAGUCUGACCUUACAAAGAAAUUGGCAAAACUAUGGAGCAACGGAAGCUCGAAGACUCUACUGGAGCGUAAAUUGGUACAGCCAUAUUUCGAACCGGGAUUGGCAUUACUCGGCAUAGUUGAAAAUACACACGCAUCAUGACCCAGCAGUUUCACGCCGAGAUGCUGUUCUUGAGGUGUUAAUCGGUCCUGUUUGAAUCGGUCAGUUCCCACAGCAACCCCGAGCACGGUAGGAGUCCAUCUGAACUAAACAAUAAGAGCAGCGUCCCUGUUUCUUGGUGUGCGUGAAGAUAACCCAGAGAGUUGCGGAAGUCGCUAAGAGUGUGCUGGGGAUGCUCUAGGAGAAGACUGAGUGCCGCGGUGAUUCCCAGUCCAAAGGCUUUUGUUUUGCCGAGAAGAAAGUGAACCUCAUGGAUCAGAACAACAGCCUCCCACCUUAUGCCCAGGGCCUGGCCUCCCCUCAGGGUGCCCUGACUCCUGGAAUCCCUGUCUUUAGUCCGAUGAUGCCGUAUGGCACAGGACUGACUCCGCAGCCGAUUCAGAGCAGCAACAGUCUGUCUAUGUUGGAAGAGCAGCAGCAGCAGCAGCAGCAGCAGCAGCAGCAGCAGCAGCAGCAGCAGCAGCAGCAGCAGCAGCAGCAGCAGCAGCAGCAGCAGCAGCAGCAGCAGGCGGCAGCGGCAGCCGUUCAGCAGUCGACGGCCCAGCAGGCACCCCAGGGGGCCUCCGGCCAGACACCACAGCUCUUCCACUCACAGACUCUCACGACCGCGCCCCUGCCGGGCACCACUCCGCUGUAUCCCUCCCCCAUGACGCCCAUGACCCCCAUUACCCCCGCCACGCCUGCCUCGGAGAGCUCUGGGAUUGUGCCGCAGCUGCAAAAUAUUGUAUCCACAGUGAAUCUUGGUUGUAAACUUGACCUAAAGACCAUUGCACUUCGUGCCCGGAAUGCUGAAUAUAAUCCCAAGCGGUUUGCUGCUGUAAUCAUGAGAAUAAGAGAGCCCCGGACCACUGCACUGAUAUUCAGUUCUGGGAAGAUGGUGUGCACAGGAGCGAAGAGUGAAGAACAGUCCAGACUAGCAGCAAGAAAAUAUGCCAGGGUUGUACAGAAGUUGGGUUUUCCAGCUAAGUUCUUGGACUUCAAGAUUCAGAACAUGGUGGGGAGCUGCGACGUGAAGUUCCCUAUAAGGUUAGAAGGCCUUGUGCUUACCCACCAACAGUUCAGUAGUUAUGAGCCAGAGUUAUUUCCUGGUUUAAUCUACAGAAUGAUCAAACCGAGAAUUGUUCUCCUUAUUUUUGUUUCUGGAAAAGUUGUAUUAACAGGUGCUAAAGUCAGAGCAGAAAUUUAUGAAGCCUUUGAGAACAUCUACCCUAUUCUAAAGGGUUUCAGGAAGACAACGUAAUGGCUGUCAUGUACUCCUGCCUCCCCCACCCACUUGUUUUUUUAAAACAAAUCAGUUCUGGUACAUUUAGUGGUGUUGUGGACGGCCCCAUGUGAUGAGAGGAUGGAUGUCUGGUUGUAGGUUGCAGCACGAGGUGAAGCUCUCCUGCAUGUGUACCCCAUAGGGAUGCCAGGAAGGGGGUAUUAUUUCUACACAGAGAACACUGAAGUGUUACUGUAAGUUGCUCGAACUGUGCUGCUAUUUGGGCAGCGCUGCCCGUUUAUUUAUAUUUAGAUUUUAAACACUUACUGCUGUUGACAAGUUGGUUUAAGGGACAAAACUUUAAGUGUUAAAGCCACCUCAACAAUCGAUUGGACUUUAUUUUGUUUAAUUUCUUCCCCAUAAACCACAGUUUUUAUAUUUCUACCAGAAAAGUAAACAUCUUUUUUAAAAGUGUUGUUUUCUAAUUUGUAACUCCUAUGGGUUAUUUUUGUGCCACAUUCCGCCUUUUCAGUAUUGCAGGACAGAAUAGAAAUGUAUUAAUGAAAACAAAUGGCUGUACAUAUUUUUCUUCCUUCAGAGUACUCUGUACAAUAAAUGCUGUUUAUAAAAGUGUUA
Balaenoptera acutorostrata (minke whale) is the source of this 2107-nucleotide messenger RNA. It is a transcript of the gene TBP, whose product is annotated as TATA-box binding protein. NCBI's taxonomy places the organism in Eukaryota, Metazoa, Chordata, Mammalia, Artiodactyla, Balaenopteridae. Gene Ontology annotation, biological process: DNA-templated transcription initiation. Gene Ontology annotation, molecular function: RNA polymerase II general transcription initiation factor activity; DNA binding. The record is from RefSeq and is a predicted model, not a curated record.